Gloeophyllum trabeum ATCC 11539 is the source of this 715-nucleotide messenger RNA. RefSeq lists its product as uncharacterized. Lineage: Eukaryota; Fungi; Basidiomycota; Agaricomycetes; Gloeophyllales; Gloeophyllaceae. The transcript is spliced from 5 exons. Gene Ontology annotation, biological process: protein retention in ER lumen; endoplasmic reticulum to Golgi vesicle-mediated transport. Bases 1 to 699 code for a protein of 232 amino acids. Gene Ontology annotation, cellular component: membrane; endoplasmic reticulum; cis-Golgi network. The record is from RefSeq and is a predicted model, not a curated record. Gene Ontology annotation, molecular function: ER lumen protein retrieval receptor activity.
AUGUCUUUCACAUAUUGUAACAUCAGGCUAGCAGGAUACAUAGGAAUGGGAUCACCAAUCAUGCACUGCAUGGUCUUCAUCGCACGCUACAUCGACCUGUUCGCCCUCCCAAGAACGAACAUAUACAACACGUCUAUGAAGCUGUACCUCCUCUCCGGUUCCCUGAUCACUCUCUUCACCCUCCUCCGGCGGCACGGCCCGUUCUCCAAGCAGCAGCAGCAGACCACCCUCUGGCACGUCCUCCUCACCGCCGCCCCCUGCUUACUGCUCGCGUGCCUUGCGCACUAUGGCGGGAGCUUCAAGUGGAUGGAGAUCGCAUGGGCGUUCUCCAUGUACCUCGCCGCGUUCGCGGACAUACCGCAAUUGGUCGAGUAUGACAGGAUGGAGACGAAGGACCGCCUGCUGACGGCGUACCUCGUGCUGUGCUUCUAUUUCCGUGCGCUGUACAUCCCGCAUUGGGUCCUCCGGUACUUCGACGAAGGCCGCGUCGAUCCCAUCGCCACCGUCUCGGGCGUAACUCAAACAACGAUCUAUAUCUUCUACGGCCUCCUCAUCGUUCUCCAUCACUCUCGUCGCCAAGCCACCCGAGCCGCCCUCGACGCGGAAGUGCAGGUCGAUGACGUUAGCUCGCCGGGUAAGGUGCCCAUCGAGGAGAAGGUUGCCAUCCCUGUCGAGACUGCGCCGGCGACGGCUGUGUAAAGUUGUCCCUGCGCCG